UUUAGGCUUAGUUAUGCACACAAAUUGCGCCGUGAAAGUACCGCCCAGAGGAAGUUUCAGCUGAGGGCCAUCCAUGGUGUCUCUGCGACCACUGUUACAGAGACGCUGUCUCUGCACCAAGCUUCACGACAAAUGGUCCGUAAAGCAAGUCAUGAAGUCCAACUUUGCCGAGUCCUUGGAGGAGAUCAAGACCCGCAUCUCGGACUCCGACUUCAUUGCCGUCUCGCUGCAGAAGACCGGUUCUUUCUCGGCGCCGUGGCAGCGAGUCCUUCCGUUCGACACCGCCGAGACUGCCUAUUGCAAGGCCAAGUACGCCGCCGAGAAGUUCCAGCUGCUUCAGUUUGCUGUCUGUCCUUUUACUAUAAGUGAUUCCAAGCUCGUUGCUCACCCAUAUAACUUUCUCUUGUUUCCUAGGGAUGAAAUGAAUAUAGGGAUGCCUUCUUACAGUUUUUCGUGUCAAACAUCUUAUUUGGCGUCCAUGGCUCAGGAAGGUUUUGAUUUUAAUGCUUGCAUAUAUGAUGGCAUAUCAUACUUAUCUAGAGUACAAGAAUCUGCAGCUAAAGUUCGGAUAGGGAAUCCAACUGCCAUCACUUAUCAAAUGAAUUCUUCUUCUACUCCUACUGUUGCCGAUGCAGUUUUUGUUGAAAGAAUUAAAUCACGGAUUAAGAAUUGGAAAAAUUCAUGUAAAAGUUCAAAUUCAAGGACAGAUGAUCCUCUGGUGAGUACAUUAAGGAAGCUUAUUACAGCCAGUGAAUUUUAUGGAUCUAGACCAAGCAUGUCUGUAGAUGUCUGCAGUGAACGUCAAGUGCAGCUUGUACUAGAGAUGUUGAGAGAGUUCUCUGAUGAACUUGUUCCGUUAAUAAUACCGGGAAAGAGUGGAGGAACACAGGCAGUCCGUGUGGUUUUAACUAGUUCUAAAGAGGAUAAGAACUUUUUUGAGACGGAGCUUCAUUGCCAAGAAGAGGAACAAAAUAAGAAGGUCCGUGGCUUCCGGGAGGUGAUCGAUUUGAUCUCUGCUUCACAGAAACCUGUUGUCUCACACAAUUCUCUUAAUGACUUUACAUUUAUUCAUUCAAAAUUCAUUGGUCCUCUACCUCCUAACAUAGAUGAGUUUGCAAGCUCCUUGCGGUUGGUUUUUCCUGUUGUUCUUGAUGUCAGCUAUCUGAUGCAAAUUAUUGGCCCUCUGCGAAAGGUGACCAACAUACCUGUCGCUAUUUCCUACCUGAAUAAUCAUUUCUUCGCACCAGUUGAUAUUGAAAUCCCACACCAAGCCACAGAAAAUGAAGGCAAACUGCACGGGUACAAUGUUGUAAGAAUAUGCCAUUUGUUUGCAAAGCUCUGCUCCGUACUUAAAAUUCCCCACAGCUCUACUGUAUCUGAUAAUGAAGUUUUACCACCAGCUCUCGAAGAGUGUACAAAUGUUUUCAAUGAAUUCUCCACCAGCACCCGACGAAUUGAUGAGGAUGUCAAAGUCUGGACGAAGAACACAAGAAAAGUCAGCUGUGAGCAAUUAGUCCUCUUGUGGGGAUUUAGAAGUGGAACGACUGCUGGAAAACUGAAGAGCAUGCUACAUAGGUCACACGAUGUUUUCUCUGAAGAAUUUGAUGUUAGGUUAGUUGAUAAGAGCUGUGCCAUUGUUGUUUUUUGGCAACCAGGUUUAUCCACAAUUUUUCUGGAUGUCAUGAAUGGCAAAGAGGUUUUUGGAGCUUUAAAAGAGAUGAUCUCGGAGGGUCUGAGAGCAGUGUCUUUUGAGGCUUACAAGAAAGUAUGUAGAUUGGGCAUUUGGGAGGCUGAUUUAACAGAAUCCAUGGUCAGAGCCAUGGAUGAAGACCCUGACUACCUAGUGGAAGCUAACCCUGAAACAAAACUCAGAGAAAUUUACUGGUCUAGUCAUGACUCCAUGAUUAAUUUGGAUGAGCUUUGACAUCAGGCUAGUUUCCUGAAAGUGAGGUCAGUUUUAAUACAGACUAAUGCAGAUAAGAGAAUGGUUCGUGUCAAUAUUGAAGUAAUGAGUUAUGAAUGCAGUUUCAUAUGCAAGAAGGAACUCAUACCUUAUGAAACUGUGGUAAUCAAAUUCUUUGUUCAUUAGAAUGGUCCUCAAACUUCGUAUGUUGGGAAGUCUAGAUGUUUUCAGCUUCUAGGGGUUCUCUCUAAGGUGUUGUUGAUAGGGCCUGUAUGAUUAUAUUAUUUUAUUCUCUACAUACAGAAGGAAGAAAUUAUUUUCAAAGAUAAACUUUGAGUAUUUCGGUGUAUGGUGGGAAGAUCAAUUGAUUAAUGUUCACUGUGUGGA
Messenger RNA from Ziziphus jujuba (common jujube), 2290 nucleotides. Its product is annotated as poly(A)-specific ribonuclease PARN-like. The record is from RefSeq and is a predicted model, not a curated record. Gene Ontology annotation, cellular component: cytoplasm. Bases 74 to 1924 code for a protein of 616 amino acids. Gene Ontology annotation, molecular function: 3'-5'-RNA exonuclease activity; RNA binding. The transcript is spliced from 8 exons. NCBI's taxonomy places the organism in Eukaryota, Viridiplantae, Streptophyta, Magnoliopsida, Rosales, Rhamnaceae.